GAGUCUAUGGUUACCUGAAUGAGUUCCCAAUUAGAGACAGCUGAUUUCGGUUGUCUCUGAUUGGGAGCCUUAUUUAGGGUAGCCAUAGGCUCUCAUUGGUUGUGGGUAAUUGUCUAUGUAAGAACGUUAGUAGCCUGUAUGUUUGUGCACAACGUUUGUAGCUUCACGGUCGUUUUGUUGUUUUUGUUGUUUUGUUAAAGUGUUUUUGUGUCGUGUUCAUCUUCGUGUUGUUUAAUAAAAGAAGAUGGCUUAUUUUCCAACUGCUGCGUUUUGGUCCGUAAAUCCCCCACACGAUCGUGACAUACGUUCUCAAAAUGAUUCUCUCAAAUGUACAGCAAACUCUUCUCAUUAAAUGUCAACCUUUGCGUGGCUUUAGAUCUGAAUCCAAGAUGUUUGCAUCAGUAACUCCUCUUAUAUCCAAUGUAUGAUCUAUGUUAUAUUGUUUUCCAAUUCAUUAACUUGAGUGACCUUUUAAAGGCAAUGUGGGAAAUACAAAUCUUGGAAUGCCUGACUUUCCGUGUGGUUUUCACAGUGACCUGAGACGUUUUAUAGAUUUUGUCCUUUAAUAAUACACCCAAAUGUAGUAAAUACACCCGUUUUUGUGAUGCUGAUGUGACGUCUUUGCACAGUGGGAUGGCAAUUGCAAAAUCUUGUAAUAACUUUAUUUCUAAAAUCCCUCAUGAUAUUCUUUCUAUGUCUAUCCCCUGCCUUUGUCACACCACAUUUGCCAAUUUUCUCUCUUCCCAGCACCUGCCAUGCCUGUCAACCUUCUACUCUUCCUCAUCCUCUUCCUCCCUGUGUGUCAUGGCUGCCACACUGGCUCCUUCACCGACUGCCAGAAGGCUCCGUUCGUCCCCGGCCACAACCUGGCCGGAGAGGGUUUCAACAUUGUCAAGAUGCAGACCUCCGGCGCCUUUGUGGUGGAUGUGCGGAAGUUCAUGGUCGGUGGGCACAGUGGUAACUGCACCCUGUGCACCAACACUCUGAUGGACAACCAGGUCCAGAAAUUACCGCUCUCCGUACUGGACUGGCGCACAAAGGUGACGUGUCGUCGGAGCCUCAGCAGCCAGAUGUAUGACUCGAGCCUCUCCGUUCUGAAGGAGACCGCUAACUCUGCCAGCAUCAGCUGGAAGGUUGGCCUGGGAAUCAAGGGCAUUGCUGGGGUUGCUGUUGGAGGCACACACUCCAAAACUGCCAUGUUCGCAAAAGGCCACUCCACCAAAGACAAGUUCUCUUUCACCAGCCAUGAAUUCAAAUGCCAAUAUUACACCUUUCGCCUCCGAACCCAACCUCCCCUGAGCCAGGAGUUUCAUGACUCCCUAAAAAAACUCCCCUGCACAUACACUCAAAAGACCGCCCCUGCCUACAGCCACUUCAUCUCCAUCUAUGGCACCCACUACAUCCGCAAGGUGCACCUGGGGGGCCGGGUGCACUCCACCACAGCCAUACGCACCUGUGAGAUGGCCAUGAGCGGCCUCUCCCUCCAUUCUGUCAGCAACUGUCUGGGGGUGGAAGCCAGUGGCACCAUCAAGGGUGUCACGAUCAGCGCCGAGACCGAGUUCUGCAAGUCCCAGAGCAAAAAACUGAAGAAAGGUGCAAGCUUCGGAGCCACCUUCUCGGACCGCGUCACCGAAGUGCAGGGCGGCAACUUCGAGGACGAGGACAUCCUCUUCAACCCUGACAAGAAGUCUGGCUAUAAAACCUGGCUGAAGUCCCUGACUAAGGUCCCUGGUGUGGUCUCCUACCAGCUCAGCUCCCUGCACUUCCUGGCCAGAGACAACCCCAUCCUUAAGACCAACCUGCGCACUGCCAUCAGAGGCUACAUCCAAAAGCACGCUGUGUCCACCUCCUGCCCUUCUGCUUGCAAGACAGGGAGACGCAACAAAGACUGCGCCUGUACGUGUAGCGGUCACAGGAAUGUGGACUCCAACUGCUGCCCCGGUAAACCGGGCGUGGCCAGGAUGAAUGUGACGGUGGUCCGAGCUACGGGGCUCUGGGGCGACUACUUCUCUAAGACAGACGGCUACGUCAAGGUCUUCUACGGAAAGCAAGGCGGUUCCACUCCUGUGAUCUGGAACAAUGACUUCCCCUACUGGAACUAUAUGAUUCAGUAUGGAACGGUGGAUUUGAAUAGUAAAAAAACCUUGUACUUUGAGGUGUGGGACCGCGACAACAGAUGGAACGAUAACCUGCUAGGAAAGGGCUCCAUAACCCCUCAAAGGGGCAUGAAAGUCAAUCAAGGGUUCAAGUUGAAACACGGCACGCUUUAUGUCUCCCUGUCUGUGGUUUGUGGCCCCAGCCUUAAAGGAGCCUUCUGUGAUCAGUAUGCACCCUCCCCUGGGUCCCAGGGUAGGCUGAGUUACGUCCAUGACCGGGACAGAGAGACAGAGACGUUACCCACCCUCUUCCAGGGUUCUCACAGUACCCGGAACAGGACCUUCCUGUGAACGGUGCCCCUCAUGUUUACAUUUACAUUUACAUUUAAGUCAUUUAGCAGACGCUCUUAUCCAGAGCGACUUACAAAUUGAUGUUAAAUGACUUACUUAAUUAUAAUAAUAUAAUAACAUAUGCCGUUUAGCAGAUGCUUUUAUCCAAAAGGACUUACAGUACAGGGCAUAUAUUUUAGAAUAUCUGACCCCAAGCGGGAAUCAAACCCACACCCUCUAACCAAUGCUCUUACCAUCUGAGCCUCAUAGGACUAUUUACUCCUCUCCACUCUCUGUGGAGCAUAAGGCCGCAACAACACGUGCCAUGCCAGACGGUCCUUUGCCGUUUUCUCUUUUGCUUCACCUUUGUGACAUGAGGCUAAUGGUAAAUCAGUUUUUAAAAAUGCAUUAAAUCGAUAGGUCAACCAGUUAGCUUGCGUUGACAAGCUCCGUCUUUCCUUUCCAAGGCGAUAAAAUGAUUCAUUGCUUCAGGGUUGCCUCUACAUUCAUAUCUUUUUUCUUUCUGUCACAAAACUAAAUUAUUUCUCAAUAUUGACCUUUUUUUUUUGUGUAUUUUUUGUUGUACAAUUCUAUGUAAUGUCUGAUACAUCCAAAUAGUUGGGGUUUCAGUAUUACUCGUAUAACUGUGACACACACAAAAAACUUAUUGAAAGUGAUGUGAGAGGAGGGAUUUAGGUCUACUUGCGGCCUGCAUGAAGAGGAACAUUACCCAAGUGCUUUUGCUGAUUCAUUACCACCCAGAUGAAGUGGGUGAGACCACUGACUCUGGAUGCGUCGCAAAUGGCAUCCUAUUCCAUUUAUAGUGCAUUACCUUUGACCAGGGCCCAUAGAGCUCUGGUCAAAUGUAGUGCACUAUAUAGGGAAUAGGGUUCCAUUUGGGACUCAUGCUCUGCAUUAGACCAAGGUAACAGGAACAUGACCACAUUCCUCAACUGACAUGACACUUGGCAAUAGCUGAGAAAGCAAAUGUGGCUUACAUACAGUAGGUCACUUAUAUUUAGUUUUCACUGUAUUUUUUUUUUUGUAUGUUUAUGUUCCUUUCCUUUCACAUUUGUUUAAACAUUUUAUCAUUGCAUUUUCUAUUUUCUGCUUGUACUGUCAUUCAAUAAA
Salvelinus fontinalis (brook trout) is the source of this 3557-nucleotide messenger RNA. It is a transcript of the gene prf1.3, whose product is annotated as perforin 1.3. The transcript has 3 exons. Bases 756 to 2447 code for a protein of 563 amino acids. Gene Ontology annotation, biological process: leukocyte mediated cytotoxicity. The record is from RefSeq and is a predicted model, not a curated record. NCBI's taxonomy places the organism in Eukaryota, Metazoa, Chordata, Actinopteri, Salmoniformes, Salmonidae. Gene Ontology annotation, molecular function: calcium ion binding; pore-forming activity.